CAGAAAGCAGUGGUUUCCCGAGGUCGGCCCCUUACCAUGGAGGAGGCUUGUGUCCAGGAUGUCAGCCCUGCGUGUUGUGAGAGUUUCGGUCCUACCUUGUGCCUGUGUCUAGGCGCAAUUGCACGUGCGGAGCGAGCCUCUCAGCCUGCCUCAGGCGGUGCCCUGGAGGGAAUCCGAGAGCGGGCGCCAUUUUCCCCGCCAGGUCCCACCGCGAACUACAUUUCCCAGAAACUUCUGCGCACUAAAAGCAGCCCCUUCUUUUGCCUGCGGGACCCUCGUUGUCCGAGGACGGGAAAGUGCGCGGGGAGCGGCCUAGACCCUUGUGAGGCUCCGCAGAAAUCGAUGGUGUUCAGCGACGUGUCCCUGGACUUCUCUCAGGAGGAGUGGGAGUGCCUGGGCCCUGCUCAGAGGGACUUGUACAGAGAUGUGAUGCUGGAGAACUACAGCAACCUGCUUUCAGUGGGACUUCACAUUCCCAAGCCUCAGGUGAUCUCUUUAUUGGAGCAAGGCAAAGAGCCCUGGAUGAUUGGCAAAGAGCUUACAAGAGGCCUGUGCUCAGCUCUGGAGUCAAUGUGUGAAAGCAAGUUAUUAUCUCUAAAGAAGGAAGUUUAUGAAAUAGAAUCGUGCCAGAGGGAGUUAAUGGGACUUAAGAAGCAUGGCCUCGAGUACUCCAGUUUUAGAGACGUUCUGGAAUGUGGAAGCCAAUUGCAAUAUCAAAGUGACCAUUUAAGCCAAGAAAUACUCGGUCGUGAGUACAUGCCCACAUUUGUUCAACAGACUUUCCUUACCCUACAACAAAUUGUUAAUAAUGACGAGAAGCCCUAUGAAUGUAAGAGAUGCAGGAAGGUCUUCACUCAGAACUCACAGCUCAUUCAACAUCAGAGACUUCAUAUUGGUGAAAAAUCUUACGAAUGUAAGCAGUGUGGGAAAUUCUUCAGUUGUGGUUCACAUGUCACUCGUCACCUGAAAAUCCACACUGGUGAGAAACCCUUUGAGUGCAAGGACUGUGGGAAGGCCUUCAGUUGUAGCUCAUACCUUUCUCAGCACCAGAGGAUACACACUGGUAAGAAACCUUAUGAGUGUAAGGAAUGUGGAAAAGCCUUUAGCUAUUGUUCGAAUCUUAUCGACCAUCAGCGAAUUCACACUGGUGAGAAACCUUAUGCAUGCAAAGUAUGUGGGAAAGCUUUUACAAAGAGCUCACAACUUUUCCAACACGUGCGAGUUCAUACAGGUGAGAAACCUUAUGAGUGUAAGGAAUGUGGCAAAGCCUUUACUCAGAGCUCAAAGCUUGUUCAGCACCAGAGAACCCACACUGGGGAGAAACCCUAUGAGUGCAAGGAAUGUGGGAAGGCCUUUAGUAGUGGCUCGGCGCUUACAAACCAUCAGAGAAUCCACACCGGGGAGAAACCCUACGAGUGUAAGGAGUGUGGGAAGGCCUUCACUCAGAGCUCACAGCUUCGGCAGCAUCAAAGAAUUCAUGCUGGUGAGAAGCCCUUCGAAUGCCUUGAAUGUGGGAAGGCCUUUACCCAGAACUCACAGCUUUUUCAGCAUCAGAGAGUCCACUCAGAUGAAAAACCUUAUGAAUGUAAGAAAUGUGGCAAGGCCUUUAAUAAAUGCUCAAACCUUACCCGCCAUCUGAGAAUUCAUAGUGGGGACAAGCCCUUUAGCUGUAAGGAAUGUGGGAAGACAUUCAGUAAUGACUCAGACCUUGUUCGCCAUCAGGAAAUUCACGCUAAUGAAUAAUAAAAAUUCAUAUUUGAGAGUUACUUUCUUGACGCGGUUGAUUAAGUAUUUAUAUUUUCAAUCAUAACUAUAGGUUAGGGAUUCCGAGUCUACGUUUGCUCUCUUCUCCCACCCCAGUGCUAGAUGCCUGAUCGUCCUUUAUUUCUUCAUUGCUGGGCUUUGUUGUA
This is a messenger RNA of Chionomys nivalis (European snow vole), 1910 nucleotides long. Its product is annotated as zinc finger protein 383. The transcript is spliced from 4 exons. The record is from RefSeq and is a predicted model, not a curated record. Gene Ontology annotation, biological process: negative regulation of transcription by RNA polymerase II. Bases 37 to 1743 code for a protein of 568 amino acids. Gene Ontology annotation, molecular function: DNA-binding transcription repressor activity, RNA polymerase II-specific. NCBI's taxonomy places the organism in Eukaryota, Metazoa, Chordata, Mammalia, Rodentia, Cricetidae.